Molecule: messenger RNA, 1638 nt
Organism: Dacryopinax primogenitus
Lineage: Eukaryota; Fungi; Basidiomycota; Dacrymycetes; Dacrymycetales; Dacrymycetaceae
Product: amidase
Exons: 10
Coding region: 1-1638 (545 amino acids)
Source: RefSeq, a predicted model, not a curated record
AUGUCUGUCAACCUUGUUGAAGCGACAGGUUCUCCUGUCUACAUGGAGCAAGUCCACGCUAUCAAACAGCGUCGAGACAGCCAGAUCCCAGCCUCUUUGCGGCUUCCCAAAGAGGUCAUCGAUAGUGCGCCACUGGAUGUCACCAGUAUCCCGGCUUCUUGUGGCCUGCUAACGGACAAGGAGUUGGCUAUCACUGAACUCGAUGCUACUUCGAUUUGCCAGAAAAUCGCGGCAAGAGAAAUAACGGCCGUCGAGACUGUCACGGCCUUCGGGAAGAGGGCAAUCAUAGCUCAUCAGCUGGUGAAUUGCUUGACGGAUAUCUUUCUGGACGAGGGUAUUUCCCGAGCCAAAGAGCUGGACGAAUAUUACGAGCGUGAAGGCAAAGUCGUUGGGCCUCUUCACGGGCUACCCAUCUCCAUCAAGGACCAUGUUCCUUUGAAGGGCCGCUGGGCAUCUGCCGGUUUUCUUGCCACUGUCGAGGUGUCUCAGGAUGAUUGUCUCAUGACAUCUACUCUCCGCAAUCUUGGUGCAGUGUUUUAUGUCAAGACGAACCAACCACAGAGUAUCAUGCAUCUGGAGACAAACUCCAUGUAUGGUCGGACACUCAACCCUUGGAACACCUCCUUAACUCCAGGUGGCUCGAGCGGAGGGGAAGGUGCCCUGAUUGCCAUGAAAGGCUCCUGCAUUGGGGUUGGAACUGAUAUCGGGGGUUCCAUCCGAGGCCCGGCCGCGAACAGUGGCAUUUAUGGAAUGCGACCUUCCAGCAAAACACUCCCGAUGAAGGGAUAUCUUGCUUUCCAAUUUGGUGCAGAUGGUGUCUUGCCGUCCACCGGACCAAUGUGCCGUUCCGCAAGAGAUAUAGAUCUUUUCAUUCGUAACGUUUUAGCUUCCAAGCCGAGUCUUAUCGAUGUUUCUUUGGUUCCCGUGGUGUGGGAUGUGCCAACAAGCUUCGAAAAGAAACUUCGUGUUGGUAUUAUGGAACAUGACAGCGUCGUCCUGCCUCAUCCACCAAUUUUACGCGCCCUGGCGGCAGCCAAGGCAAAGUUGGCCGCAUCUGGCCUCGUGGAAGUAGUCAACUACAAGCCAUUCAGGCACGACCUGGGAUACGACAUCAUUAGAGAGCUGUACUUCGAGGAUGGGGGAAAGAUUGUCCGCGAUCUUCUCAGCCAGACUGGCGAGCGCAUGUUGCCUUUGACUGAAUGGGUCAUUUCCCCUCCUUAUACUAAGGACCACGAUGCGACGUCUCUACGUGCCCUCCGCACACAGAGAGAUGAGUAUCGAGAUGCAUAUUCUGACUAUUGGAACCAGACUGGAUGCGAUGUCGUGUUGUGUCCGCCUUUCCCGGGCACGGCAAACCCCCAUGACACAGCCAAAUAUUGGUCAUACACCGCUAUUUGGAACAUCCUCGACUAUCCCGGCAUUGUGUUCCCAAGCGGCGCCCGAUUGAAUCCCUCGGUGGAUGUUCUGGAGAGCAGAACCCACUUUCUCAGCGAUGCAGACAAACUUAAUGAAGAGCUAUACCAUGCAACAAAGAUGGUCGGAGCACCGGUUUCUUUCCAAUUGGUGGCACGUCGAUUCAACGACUGCCUUCUGGUAGCGGCACAGAAGGUCAUCGAAGACAUCUUGAAAGCGGAGUAG